Molecule: messenger RNA, 1761 nt
Organism: Macrobrachium nipponense
Lineage: Eukaryota; Metazoa; Arthropoda; Malacostraca; Decapoda; Palaemonidae
Exons: 9
Coding region: 173-1738 (521 amino acids)
Biological process (GO): peptidyl-arginine methylation
Cellular component (GO): nucleus
Molecular function (GO): protein-arginine N-methyltransferase activity
Source: RefSeq, a predicted model, not a curated record
CCAUUUCUGUAAGUAUGAAGAAGAAUCAAUAACAAAUCCGUCCGUCCGUGUGAGCACCGAUGUACACAGACAGGUUUCGCAAACACAUUGUGCCCAUUUGUUCCAAAGGGAAGAAAGGAAAGUAUAUUCGUAAUAGGCUAUAAUACCACAAGAACAAGAAACAGAGCUUAAAAUGACUGAUUGGGAUGACAUGCCUCCUUUAGAAGAUGAUGAUGCAGCACUCCAUCAGAGGACAGGUGCAUCCCAGCUGUUAGCACAGAAUGGAUUAGAUCAGUCAGAUUGCUCAGAUGACAAUGAAGACAUGUGGGAAGAAAUGGAAGAAGAUAUUCACGUGAAAACGAAGUGCUUAUUUUGUGAUGACCGAACACUUUCCAUUCAAACCUGCUGGACACACAUUAAAGAUGUGCAUGAGUUUGACUUUAAAGCUUUUGUUUGCGGUCAAGAUAUGGAUCAGAUUGAUUUUAUUAAGCUAAUCAAUUUCUUGAGAAAAGAAAAACCUUCACCCUCUGAAUUAAAGUCAAUGGAUAAAAUUACUUGGAAUUGUGAUACAUAUAUGAAACCAGCUUUUGAAGAUGAUGCUCUUCUGAUGUAUGAUGUUGAAGACUUCACAAUGCCUGAGGACAACCAUAUGAAAAACAAAGACAGGGAAAUCGGAAACCUAAAGUCCACUAUUGAAGGUUUACAGGAAAUUAUUGAUAAGCAGACAGAAACCAUGCAAAGAAUGCUACAGGCUGCACAGGCAAACAGUGAGAAUCAACAUCGACCUUCAGUUCGAACAGUCAGCUGCAUAAGACCUGAAGAAGAUGAAGGAUAUUUUAACUCUUAUGCCCAUUUUGAUAUUCACCAUGAAAUGCUUUCUGAUCGAGUCAGAACGGAAUCAUACAGGGAUGCAAUUUUGGGCAAUUCUUUGUUGCUCAGCAAGAAACGUGUAUUAGAUCUUGGUUGUGGAACAGGUAUACUUUCUAUGUUCAGUGCUAAAGCUGGAGCCAUAGUUACUGGUGUGGACAUGUCAGAUGUCAUAUAUCAGGCAAUAGAUAUAGUUAGGGAAAACAACUUGGAGAACAGAAUAACACUGCAAAAGGGACGUUUGGAAGACAUGGAAUUUAAUGAUGAAUAUGAUUUCAUUGUAUCAGAGUGGAUGGGCUAUUUUCUUCUCUUUGAAGGCAUGCUGGACUCGGUUUUAUAUGCCCGAGACAAGCAUUUAGCCAAAGGUGGCAUACUACUCCCCAAUAGAUGCACAAUGCAUAUAACAGGAAUGGAAGACAUGAACUCAUAUAACAAAUUUAUUGCCUUUUGGGAUGAUGUAUAUGGCUUUAAGAUGUCAUGUAUGCGAAGUGGUGUCAUUAAAGAAGCAACCACUGAAGUUGUGAAGGAAGAAUGCAUUAUAACCUCAGCAGAUAAGAUUGCUGAUUUUGAUUUGAUGACCAUUCAGCCAGAGGAUACUGAAUUUGUAUCUGAAUUUUCAAUUAUCGUACAAAGGGAUGGUCAGUUAACAGGUUUAAUUGGCUAUUUUGAUACUUACUUUGAGUUGCCAAAUCCAGUGUUCUUUUCAACGGGACCACAUGCAACUCCAACACAUUGGAAACAGACAAUAUUUUACCAGCCACGUCCUGUUCCUGUUAAAAAAGGUCAGGUUUUGAAGGGAGUGAUCUCUGUAAAAAGAAAAAGAAGAGAAAUUCGCAGCUUAGAUGUAAAAAUAGAAUUUGCAGAUAAAACAUUGUCGUACGUAGUUGAGUGAAAGUAAAAAUCAAAAUUUUUUUA